Molecule: messenger RNA, 600 nt
Organism: Iphiclides podalirius (scarce swallowtail)
Lineage: Eukaryota; Metazoa; Arthropoda; Insecta; Lepidoptera; Papilionidae
Source: the annotation of a GenBank genome assembly
AUGGGCUUUCAAUGGCGAGCGGGCAACCAUUUUUUCUUCCGGCUCACCGCUCCAGCCGCGGUUUUGCCGCCGGCGCGGCGCGUUAGUUCAACUAUGGCCGCGCUAAGCGAUGUGUGUGCCGGUCUCGCACAGCACAAGGCCACGUUACUUCGGGAAUUGUGCGAUACGAACUUAUUAGACGUGCUCGUGAAAAAAGGCCUGUUUAGCGUCAAUGAUCUCGAGUUGAUAACCAGUGCGGUGGAUGCGGAUAAGUGUAAUUAUUUCAUAGAAGUUGUUGCCAAACAAAGUGGUGGGAAGUUGCAAGAGUUGUGCGCUGUUUUGAAUAAGGAAUGCCCGAAAUUAUCUAAAGAGCUUAUGAACGAUAGGCAACGGUAUAUAAUCAAUGGAUACAGUGUUACUAAUGGUGCCAAAGAUAAUAUGGUGAUGAAUCACAACUUAAAUAGGCGUGGAAUCUUUGGCAGACGGCCGAAGCGGCGUCCAGUCGACACCGACGCGGCCGCAGCGACGCGUCUACCCGCGUGGACUGACGCAUACGAGUCGAAAUUUUCAGCGGGAGAGCCAUUGUCGUCGACAACGAGGCAGGCUUCCGACUACGCGAUG